AAACAUUGGCGAAUUGAAACUCAUUCACCUUAAUAAUAAUUCGUUAAUUUGAAUGAAGAUUUCUUAUUGGUUGAUAAAGUCACGAAGUCCUGGCCUACAGUCCGACUGUGUCUGAAAAGGUAGCCCAGAGACCUCUUGGUUCAUUACAUUUUGAUAAAAGCAUAGCAUUUUUAAUUUAAGUAACRAAUUAAAUAUUCACUUCUUGGGCCGCUGAAUUAGGAAUACAAAGGCUUAUCUUGUCUAUGAUCAGAAGUAUCGGCUCUUUUUUGGUGUUGCAGGGCACAGUCGAUGCAGACUGGACGACAGCACACAAACAAGCCAAAUCAAUACUUUAUUCAGCCGUCCAUCCCCUGUAACCUAGAUUUUUCUAGGCGCACUGCGCUCUGUGCGGCUUCGUUUAUCAAACCAGAAAGAAAGAAAGAAAGAAAGAAAGAAAGAAAGAAAGAAAGAAAAAGUUUGGGCUUCCUGAGUAGGUUUAAUGACGUCAUGCUGUGUCAUCAUAAUAYCACGCAUGCGUAAYACUCCAGCAACACAAAGCAACAUGGCGGCCGACGGCGACCGAGARAUGAUUCUUGCCAACUUUCAGAGUAUCACAGGCAUCGAGAACUUGGAUGAAUGCAUAACGCUUUUGAAUCAUCAUGACUGGGAUUUGACGAACUGCGUCAACUCAGUGUUAGAUGGAGAUGUUGUUGAUUCGCCCGUCGUACGUCGCCCUACCCCUGAUGUUGAGGUGGUUGGUCAGUCUGUACCAUUAUACCACCCAAAGAGAAGAGUAACGUUUUUAAUAGAAUGGAAGGAUAAGACUCUGACAGUUGUUUUAGAUGAUACAGAAACUGUAGGAACCAUAAAAAGAAUGAUUGAACAUCAAACUAAUGUACCUGUAAAACAGCAAAGCCUAAUGGGAUGGGCACACAACACUCAGUUAACUGAUGAGACUGUGUUAAGAGACCUGAACUUAAGAGAAGAGACUCCGUUAGUUUUACUAACACCAAUUGUUACAGAAACCCCUAGAUAUAGCCAACCAUGCUCAUCGAAUUCAUCAAAGUAUAAUGGUGAUUCUAGCUCUUGCUCAUAUGGAGUUCCAAAUUCCAUUGAAAAAAUAAUGUUGAGUAUAAAAUACAAUGAAGAUGUGUUUAACCUACCGUUUCCAAUCUCGAAAACAAUAGGAGAGGUAAAAACUGAUAUCCAUGCAAUGACAAGUAUACCUUGUCGUAAUCAGUGCUGGUCAGGUUGGCCUAAUGGAACCAACGACAAUUCAACUUUACUAGACGCUAAGCUGUCAUUUCCUGUACAUAACCUUAUUCUAUCAAAGAAAGAUGAYGUAUUUGCUAAAGAGGGGUCCUCCACAGCAAUAGAUGUCCACAUGGAACUAGUAAAUGAUGAUGAUGAUGACGAGGAUGAUGAGAACAAUGUUCAUAUAAUAGAUGAUGAAGAUGAUGACAUGUUUUCUGAUAUACCAAGUAGACGGCAUUUUGCCGAAUUAUUACCUGCAGACAGUGUAGAUUCAUCAGAAAACCUUAUCAAGUUUGCUUCUAACUUUGAAGGAAGAUAUGGAGAUACCCAUCCACACUUCUACAUGGGACCACUAGCAGAAGCGAUUAAAGAAGCCAGUGGCAAAUCUGCUAAAGAGAGACGGCCUCUCCUCAUUUAUCUCCAUCAUGAUGGCAGCAUAUUAUCUAAUGUUUUUUGCGGGCAACUACUGUGUUCUGAAACCAUAGUAAAUUAUAUUAAUAGCAGCUUUGUGAUAUGGGGUUGGGAUGUGACACAUGAUACUAAUAAAGCAAGGCUUUUAGAUAUGGCAACACAACAUUUUGGUAGUAUUGCUGCGGGAACUGUACGAGGGUUUCCGGUCGAAAAAUACCCACUUCUGCUGGUGGUCAUGAAGAAUAGAUCGGCGUUAGAAGUCUGUUCUGUGCUACAAGGUCAUUUAUCGCUGGACGAAUUAAUGACUGGCAUGAUGAGCGCGCACGAGACAUUCCAACAAGCCAUGAUACAAGAAAUUAAGGACGAGGAAGAGCGUGAGCUCCGAGAGUUAAUGAGAAGAGAACAAGAUCAAGCAUACGAAGAAUCGCUAAAACAGGACAGACAAAAGGAAGAAGAGAAGAGAAAAAAACAAGAGGAAGAAAUGUUGGCGAAAAAACUCGUAGAAGAACAGGCGCUACAUGAAGCACAAUUAAAAGAGGCCCAAAGAUUAUCUUUGGUCGAUUUAUUAGCAGAUGAGCCUGGGCCCGACUGUACUGAACCCAUAUCUGACCUGCGGUUCUGGUUACCCAAUGGAGAGAGGUUACAAAGGCGAUUCCUUGCUUCUAGUUCGUUAAAGGCUGUCCUGACGUUCGUACAAACGAAAGGAUACCUCGAAAAUGAGUAUAAAAUCGUUACUAAUUUUCCAAGGAGAGAUCUCUACACCCUGGAUCGCUCCAGAACGUUACAAGACCAUGGAAUUUAUCCUCAAGAAAAAAUAAUUGUUGAAGAACGAUAAACGCUUGUAAUUAUAAUAUUGUAAUUAUAACUAAGAAAAAACCCUGAACUGGUUGAAAAAUAGGAUAAAAUGGAUCAAGCAAUUUUUAUUUAAUGUACCGACAGCGAAAAYAGAAGUAUGUUUUUCUGCGGGCGCAUGGUUAAAAUGAAAAGAGCAGCGCGCAAAGUUAGAUUGAGUUUAUGGGAAACUAAUCGUAGAUAAAACAGCCAAAAGAAAAACGUACUUUUGAAGAGCACAACUUGGUAGCGCGAAGAAUGGUUUAAAUGAAAGACGCAUCCUGAAGGUCGAGGUGCAUCUAGCAUAGUUGCGCGAAAUCUUGUAUCUUGUAUAGAUCUUUAAGUUCCAGCUCCUUGAGUGAGAAGAAAAAAAGCUCGGCCAUGAACGAAAAUAUUCAUCUCCAAGGUUGACAUAACAAAAAAAUGAAAAAACGAACCCAACAUCAAAAUAUUCUAAUCAUAGGCACCUGUUGUCUGCGAACAAUAAAAUACAUGCUAGAAAUUUUACAGAUAACAUUUCAAGAUAUCUACAUCAGCAGCGUUGUCGAUGGACGCACCGCGGCAAAACGUUGAAUACUACCUUCAUGUCUCGGUCGUAAUAAGGUGCGCACAUUUUACGCAAGUGUCAAAAACAAAGAAAGUUGAAUACUGCCUCCAUGUCUCUGUCUUAAAAAGGUGCGCACAUUUUACGCAAGUGUCAAAACCAAAGACAGUUUAAUACUGCCUCCAUGUCUCUGUCGUGAAAAGGUUCGCACAAGUGUCAAAACCAAAGACAGUGACUGCAAAACCCUAGGAUAUUUAACCAUUUUAUUUACCAAGUUCACUUUGCUCUUCUCUUCAACGAGGAUUAUUUUUUAACGUGUUUAAAGACUAUUUUGUUGUUAUUAUGCGAAUUAUUAAUAUAUUUUUGUCAAAUACAAAUAAUUUAAAAUAUAAUUUUGGUCUAUACCUUUGAAUGUUAAAAGACUUUCCUUGCUAAGUUGAUUCAAACGUUUACUUUAUGAGUCUCGAUAGAAGUUACCCCAUAUUUACAACAAUUUUCAUAAAUACGCGACAAAGACAACCCAAGAUUUCUUAGGGGUUUGACUUCCGUCAAUCGAAAUUCCAACGAUUUGAUUAAGUAUAAUUUCUUGAUUGAUGCAUGAGACCGUGGGUCGUGGGCUGUGUUGGUCGCGUGAUUAAGAGAAUGUCUAAAUAAAUAAUUGCAAUUUAACGUCGUAGUGUAAAUAGAGAUUCCUGAGAUGACUGAAAUAAAGGUACCUUUAUAGAUAUAA
Actinia tenebrosa (Australian red waratah sea anemone) is the source of this 3749-nucleotide messenger RNA. RefSeq names its product FAS-associated factor 1. The record is from RefSeq and is a predicted model, not a curated record. Gene Ontology annotation, cellular component: nucleus; endoplasmic reticulum. Gene Ontology annotation, molecular function: ubiquitin binding. Gene Ontology annotation, biological process: ERAD pathway. Lineage: Eukaryota; Metazoa; Cnidaria; Anthozoa; Actiniaria; Actiniidae.